UUUAAAUCGUUCUUUCGUUUUUUUUUUUUUUUCUUCCUUUCUUGGGUUGCCUCUCUUCGAAGAUAAUACAAACUACGAAUCUUUAAAGCUUGAAGUUUUAUUUCAUCCGCUGUUUAUUUACUUAAUUAUUUUUAAAUUUUCUCAAGUUUUCGCUCAUGGGGUUUUCUUGCUUUAUUUUAUUUCUUCUUAUUACUCUGAAGUUUCUUUUAAGAACAAAGCCAAACCUAACUCAGCAAAACUAGCUAGAGAGCUGUAUUUAAGGGCUUGUUUGUGCUUCACGAGUUGGAUCUGCAACUUAAAAGGCUGAAUUCUUGGAUAUCUUAUGGUGAUAAUGGGAGGUUUCAAGGUGGUAUUUUACGAACUAGGGUUAACAGUACGUGAAGUAUAAUUACAGUGUAGAUAAUAUAUUAUAGACAUAUAUAUCAGGAAGAGAGCUGUAGGAUAUGGGAUACUGCUCUGUUAACCUUUCGUUUUGUUUCGAACGCUUGGGUUAGUUCCUGUUUAUCUCUACCAAAUAGUGGAAGAUUUCGCACACUCUUUUGCUUUGGUGGGUGAAGCCUCAUGAGAGUUUAGUCGACAAAAGCCAUCAAUUUUUGUAGUAUAUCUCAGACAAGGCAGGAAGCUAAUGAGAUAUCAAGAGUGAAGACCAGCUUCGAUUCUUAGUCUCUCAAUUUCUUGAACCUCUAGCAAGUUAAACCUCCUAAAGGGCUUGAGUUGUCUGACGAGACUACUUGGGAGAUUCCAGUCUGUAUUGUUGAAUUCUCAAGAGUAUACCUAGCUCAGUAAGUAGUGGUGCCUCGUGUUAGAUGGACGCUAGCAGUUUCAGGCCUGGUGAAUCACAUGUAGCACAACAAAGCAGGAGAGAUAAGCUGAGAGUUCAAGCGAGUUCAACUUCAGUUCAUCAAUUAGAUGACUUUCAUAACAAUUUAGAACAGUUGUUGGUCCAUUCUGGGCUAAACCCAGAGCUUGUUCAGGUUCGAAAUGUUAGGAAAGCCAAUGUGCUUUAUGACCCUACUACUACUACUGUGUUUUCCUCAGAAAUGCUUAAUUUUGCAUCUACUUCAAAUAAUGUUUUGCUAUCUCAAGGGGAUGCUGCAAUGAUUGAUCACGAACUUGAUGCAGUACAAUCCAGUAGACUUAUCCCAGAGAUUUCUUCAUACUCCAAUACGUCUCAUCCAAUUUCUUCCAACUUUAACGCUUCACCUAGAGCCAGUCCCAGUGACCCACAAGGAUACACCAACUGGAGAAGCAAUGAUUCACAGCAGAGUUAUGACUGUAUGGUGAAUUAUGCGAGUGGAUCAGUAGGUAGGAAAAACAAUCAGAAACCUAUUUUUGUCGGGGAUGUCUUGUCAAAUAAUGCAAGGGUUACUAACAGUUCUACGCCUACACAGUAUUUGAAGCCUAAUUAUAAUGGAUAUCAAAACGUUCAAUCUUCCUUAGCCAAUCCCUCAAGUGAAAUUCCUGUUCAUGAUAGCCAAAAGCAUCAUACAGAGAUACAAUUUUCUUCCAAUAUGCAUCCACUUUACCAGAAUACACUUGUUGAUGUUGUUACUUCAGCUGCUUCCAUCGGUGGAAAUGAAAGGAUUCUCCUUCCGGCAUAUGGGAAUCAAUCCACUCCUUUUUAUUUUGAUAAUGCCAAUUCAUCGAUGAAUAGGCCUGUUGACAAUAGCCAUCUAUGGAGUAGUGAAUUGGGUUUUAUUGCAAGGAAGAAUGAUCAAGAGUUGAGGACUCUUGCAAGUGAUCCCAAUACUCAGGUUCUAUCUUUGUCUCUUUCAUCAAAUCCGCCAUCUAGAGGGAAUUUAACUCAGUUUGGGGAGGGAUAUGAAUCUGCAAAUUUACAAUCAAAGUCUAGUGUUCUCGAAGAACGUCAUCAAGAUUCAAAACUUGUCAAGUCAAAUUAUUUGUGUCCAAUGUCAAAGCCAGUAGCAAUCAACAGUAAAGGUAGUGGAAAAUCGAUUAAUGAUUUAGCGGGGGCGCCUAACUAUAAUGUUCUUCGAAAUGCUGGUCCACUUGGGCCUUUUACUGGAUAUGCAACAAUCCUAACAAGUUCUAGAUUCUUAAAGCCAGCUCAACAGCUAUUAGAUGAGUUCUGUAGUGCAACAGGUUCAAAAUUCAUGAAAGCUUGUGAAGGGUCUGGAGGGAUGUCUGAAGCAGAUGCAGAGACCGGAACUAAAGGCAAUAAUAAUAGUUCCAGUGUUUCUUCAAUGACAUUCUACGGCUCCAAUGAAGCAAGUGGUGAUGUUGCAGUUGCAAGCAAUUCUUGCGAAUCUUACAGGCCUGAGUACCAGCAAAAGAAAGCGAAGCUCCUAUAUUUGCAGGAGGAGGUAUGCAGAAGGUAUAAGCAAUAUCACCAGCAGAUGCAAAUGGUGGCUUCAUCUUUUGAAUCAGUUGCAGGUCUCAGUGCUGCUACCCCCUACGUUUCUUUGGCUCUCAAGACAGUAUCAAAGAAUUUUAGGUUCCUAAAACAUGCAAUCUCAGAUCAGCUCAAGCAUGUGAUAAAGGCCCUAGGGGAAGAUUUGUUGUCCCCUAAUACAAAUGCAAGCAGCAGCAAAGGCGAUACGAGCACAUCAAGGCUGAGAUGCAUGGAUCCAAGCUUUCAAAGGAACAAAUCUAGUGGGGCUAAUGUGGGCUUCUUUGAACCCCAACAACACAUCUGGAGGCCCCAACGAGGUCUACCAGAACGUUCAGUCGCCAUUCUUAGAGCUUGGCUGUUUGAGCAUUUUCUUCAUCCGUACCCCACGGACACCGAUAAGCAUAUGCUGGCCGCACAAACUGGGCUAUCUCGAAACCAGGUCUCAAAUUGGUUUAUAAAUGCUCGAGUGCGCCUUUGGAAGCCUAUGGUUGAAGAAAUGCACAUGCUUGAGACCAAAGGGUUGGCAGAAAAUCAAACAUAUAUGAACAAUCUUGAAGGAAAACGAGCUGAGGGUACUAGCCAGCCAUAUGAGCAACCUUCGAAUAAUACUGGUGCAAGUUAUAUGCUUAAUAAGCAAAUAGAGUGCUCCGGUACAGUCUCCUCCGAUGGCAGCGGAGAAAAACUGGAGGCAGAGCAGUGGAGUCGGGAGAAAAGAUCAAGAAUAGAGUUUCAGAAUCCAACUAGAAUGGAUGGAGCGGUGAUGGAUUUUCUGCCUUACCAGAGAAGUGGGAUUGAAGUUGGAGGACUAGGAGCUGUUUCGCUUACACUCGGGCUCAGACACGGCGUAGAAAAUGCCCACCAGCAGCAGCAGCAGCAGCAGCAGCAGCAGCAACAACAGCGGCAAUUGCAAUUGCAGCAACAUGAGGAUCAACUUCGGCGGCAAUUUGGAGGUCAGAUGAUUCAUGAUUUCGUGGGUUGUUCAUGAUUUUGUGGGUUGAUUUAUGUUACGAGCCUAUGAAGUGAAUAAUUAAAGAGAGCUAGAAGUAAAAGCUCCUUUUCUUCACCAAUGUUAUAUCUUUGCAUUGGCUAGGAAACAAUACAUUAGUAAUACUUAUUGGAUUUCUUGUCUUGAA
Manihot esculenta (cassava) is the source of this 3486-nucleotide messenger RNA. Its product is annotated as BEL1-like homeodomain protein 8. NCBI's taxonomy places the organism in Eukaryota, Viridiplantae, Streptophyta, Magnoliopsida, Malpighiales, Euphorbiaceae. The transcript is spliced from 5 exons. The record is from RefSeq and is a predicted model, not a curated record. Gene Ontology annotation, biological process: regulation of transcription by RNA polymerase II. Gene Ontology annotation, molecular function: DNA-binding transcription factor activity, RNA polymerase II-specific; RNA polymerase II cis-regulatory region sequence-specific DNA binding. Bases 807 to 3338 code for a protein of 843 amino acids.